Molecule: messenger RNA, 2886 nt
Organism: Arctia plantaginis
Lineage: Eukaryota; Metazoa; Arthropoda; Insecta; Lepidoptera; Erebidae
Source: the annotation of a GenBank genome assembly
AUGCACAAUGCCAGUACCCUAUUGAGGAGCAGUUUUUUCAGUCCGAAGCUGAAGUCAUCCGUAGUUCGCAAUGCCUCAAAAGUUGCAUCACACAGUAAGCCGGUGCAAAGAUUAUGCCGUCCUGGUUAUACGGGUGUGAAAAACGUGAGAGUAUGCGGUCAUAGUUGCAGUUACGUGGGUGUUAAUAGACAGAUGGGAUUUGCGCGUUAUUAUUCAACGGCAAAGAAGGAUGAUCCCCCUGAGGAGGAAGCAGAAGUUAAGGACGAGACCCCGCUGUUUUCGAGCCAGUUGCCAGCGACUGUGGCUGUACCUGAGGUCUGGCCACAGGUGCCUGUCAUCGCGAUUAAUCGGAAUCCAGUUUUCCCAAGGUUUAUUAAACUUAUUGAAAUAUCCAACCCAGCUCUAAUAGAUCUAAUAAGACGGAAGGUCAAACUAAACCAACCGUACAUAGGGAUCUUCUUACGUAAGAAAGAUGACGAUAACAAGUCCGAUGUGGUAACAAACUUGGAUGACCUGCAUCAAGUUGGUGUGUUUGCGCAAAUACAUGAAAUGCAGGACAUGGAUUAUAAGUUAAGGCUGGUUGUGAUGGCACAUCGGAGGAUAAAGAUCACUGGACAAUUUAUAGAGGAUGAGAUAGAAAGUGGACCUGCUGAGACAGAUGCGGAACGACGCCGGCGCAAGUACAGAGUCACAAGGAAGAAGCAGGACUCUGAGGCUCAAGAAAAAGAAAAGACUGAGACUCCUAAAGAGAAGAAGGCAGCCGUGGACCAAGUGUUGAUGGUGAAAGUUGAAAAUAUGAUGCAUCAGAAAUUCCAGCAGACUGAAGAAGUGAAGGCGUUAACACAAGAAGUCAUUAAAACGAUUAGAGAUAUUAUUAAUUUGAAUCCUUUGUAUAGAGAGUCACUUCACCACAUGUUGGCACAAGGACAACGUGUAGUGGACAAUCCUGUGUACCUGAGCGACCUCGGCGCGGCGCUUACAGGUGCCGAAGCUGCGGAACUGCAAGCUGUGCUUGAGGAAAUGGAUAUUCCUAAGAGACUGAUGAUGUCACUAUCGCUGCUCAAGAAAGAGUACGAGUUGUCCAAACUCCAGCAAAAGAUUGGCAAGGAGGUGGAAGAGAAGGUCAAGCAACAGCACAGGAAAUACAUUUUGCAUGAACAGUUGAAGGUGAUAAAAAAAGAGUUAGGUCUCGAAAAGGACGAUAAAGACGCGAUUGGUGAUAAGUUCAAAGAGCGGCUGGCUAAUAAGAAAGUACCCCAAGCUAUUCAGACUGUCAUAGACGAGGAGCUAAACAAACUCAACUUUUUGGAGAGUCACAGUUCGGAGUUCAAUGUAACCCGCUGUUACCUCGACUGGUUAACCUCGCUUCCAUGGGGGAUAACAUCUGAAGAGAACUUGAAGCUGGAGGAUGCUCAAGUGAUUCUAGAUGAAGAUCACUAUGGUAUGGAGGAUAUAAAGAAGAGGAUCUUGGAGUUUAUUGCUGUGUCACAACUUAAGGGCUCUACCCAGGGUAAAAUAUUGUGCUUCCAUGGACCGCCUGGAGUGGGGAAAACUAGUAUAGCUCGAUCGAUCGCUCGCGCCCUCAACCGUCAAUACUUCCGCUUCUCCGUGGGUGGUAUGACUGACGUAGCGGAGAUCAAGGGACACAGGCGAACAUACGUUGGUGCCAUGCCGGGGAAGCUGGUGCAAUGCUUGAAGAAAACGGCUACAGAGAACCCAUUGGUGUUAAUAGAUGAAGUUGAUAAGAUUGGCAAGGGUGUCCACGGUGACCCAGCUUCGGCUUUACUGGAAUUGCUGGACCCGGAACAGAACUUCAACUUCUUGGAUCACUACAUGGACGUGCCGGUGGACCUAUCGAAAGUGCUAUUCAUAUGUACCGCUAACGUCAUAGAACAUAUACCGGAGCCUCUCAGAGAUCGAAUGGAACUUAUCGAUAUGUCUGGUUAUGUAGCCGAGGAGAAGUUAGCCAUCGCUCAACAGUACCUGGUGCCAACUGCUCGGAAAAACUGCGGACUGUCUGAAGAACAACUGGAUUUGACCUCGGAGUCCUUACAUACACUCAUCAAGUCAUACUGUCGAGAAAGUGGCGUCAGGAACCUACAGAAACAUAUCGAGAAGAUCGCUCGCAAAGUGGCAUUCAAAAUAGUGAAGCAAGAAACAGACAAGUUAAUAGUGACUGAUGGUAACUUGUCCGAACUUGUUGGCAAGCCCACGUUCAAACACGACCGCAUGUACGACAUCACUCCACCCGGAGUCAUCAUGGGACUUGCCUGGACUGCUAUGGGUGGUAGCACACUAUUCAUCGAGACGGCGGUCCGCAACAACGUGGUGGACGACAAGUCCCACGGCUCGCUGGAGCUGACGGGGCACCUCGGCGAUGUCAUGAAGGAGUCCGCCAAGAUCGCGCUCACGGUCGCCAGGAACUACAUCAACACUCACUUUCCUGACAAUAAAUUCCUUAAUAAUAGCCACAUCCACCUGCACGUGCCGGAGGGCGCGACGCCCAAGGACGGCCCGUCGGCGGGCGCGACGAUCGCGGCGGCGCUGGCGUCGCUGGCGCUGCGCCGGCCCGCGCGCCAGCACGUGGCCAUGACGGGCGAGCUCUCGCUCACCGGCCGCGUGCUGCCCGUCGGCGGCAUCAAGGAGAAGAUCAUUGCCGCGAAACGUGUUGGAGUAAACUGCGUAAUAUUACCUGAAGAAAACCGCCGGGACUUUGACGACCUGCCAUCUUUUAUCAAAGAAAAUAUGGACAUACAUUUCGUGACCAAAUUCGACGAAGUCUUCAAAAUCGUACUGGAAGGAGAACAGAUAACGGAUGAACAUCUACAAAGGACCAAGAAGAAGAAGAUGGAAGUGCAAGACAUCACACGCGCUGCAGCGAAUUAG